This is a messenger RNA of Fusarium vanettenii 77-13-4, 1542 nucleotides long. RefSeq lists its product as uncharacterized. Gene Ontology annotation, biological process: transmembrane transport. Bases 1 to 1542 code for a protein of 513 amino acids. Lineage: Eukaryota; Fungi; Ascomycota; Sordariomycetes; Hypocreales; Nectriaceae. The record is from RefSeq and is a predicted model, not a curated record. The transcript is spliced from 6 exons. Gene Ontology annotation, molecular function: transmembrane transporter activity.
AUGGCUGUCCUUGAUUAUACCAAGGAAGACCCUCUUUCGGCUUCGAAAGAAGUCAGUCUUGCAACACCCCACGAAGUCCCAGUCGAUCCAAACAUACCACCAGACUCAACCAAAUGGAAACUUGGCUCGGUCCUGCUCAUCUGUCUCAUUAGCUUCGGGGCUUCUUGGUCUGCCAGGCUGACCUCGUCGUUAAAGAGUACAGUUAAAAAAGAGCUGGAUAUUAACAAUACGCAGUUUGCAUUGUUAGAGGCUAGUGAAGAGCUCCUGGUCACUCUCUUAACUAUGCUCUCUGGCGUUGUGACAGACAGGAUUGGUGGCGCUGGAGCUAUGCUCUAUGGAAACCUGAUCAUGACUGCUGGAGCAUUUGUUAUCGCAGGCGCAGCGACUUGCAAGUCCUAUCCACUGAUGAUCGUUGGGAAAAUCGUCGCAGCACUAGGUGACAUUGCCACGCAAAUUGCUUAUUACAGAGUGUUUUCAGCAUGGUUUCCACCUGGUGGAGGAUUUGGGACUACGAUUGGUCUUCAAAUUGGUAUAGCUAGAAUUGGCGGCUUUGUUGGAAGCUCCACGGCCAAUGUCAUCUCCAAGAACCUCGGGAACUUUGCCUGGGUCUUUUGGAUCGGAGCAUGCGUCUCCGUCUUCACAAACGUGUGCACGCUUGUCUUUUUCUUCUUCACCAAGCUUGCCCAUAAGCGCUUCCGGGCACCACCUGAUCCUGCCACAGGCGAGCUUCUUGUCGAGAACAAUCGAAAGUUCGAGUUCCGCAAGAUCCUCGAAUUGCCUUGGGUGUUUUGGACCAUCAUGCUUUUCUCUAUGGUGCAGACAAGCUGUUCCAAUGUAUACUCUCAGAACGCGACUGAGCUUGCUGAGCACCGUUUCGGAGUUGAUGCCGUCGCUGCUGGUUGGUACGCAUCGUUGUCUCAGUACGCUGGCUUUUUCCUUAGUCCUUUUAUCGGUGCUGCGAUCGAUGUAUACGGCCACCGUGUGACGCAGAUGCUUAUCUGUGGCACUGGAAUGUUGUUGUCAAUGGGACUUAUCAACUGGGGCACGACAACUGGCAGUGCUGCAGCUUCCUACGCAGUCUACGCCGUUUUCAAGACCUUUGGUCCGGUGACCAUCAUUGAGGGAAUUCGGACCAGUAUGUGGCAUCAAGAUGUCUUUGGCACUGCCUACGCUGCCAAGGUGACAAUGAAUAACGCAACCAACAUCAUCAUUCGUAUUAUUACUGGCGUCAUUCAAGAUGCUGAUGACAAUUCAUAUGACCGUGUCACAAUCGUCUACGUGUUUCUGGCCACCGCCUCUACCGUUGUAUCUUUGGCUAUGUUGAUUGGGUGCUGGUGGGCCACCGACCUCCGAAUCUUGCAAUUCACGCGAAAGCAAAGAAUUCGGUUCGGAGAUAUGAUCAACGGGAGAAAGGAACGAUCUGGUGGACCCAAGGGCGAGAGGGGUAGAUUGAUCAGCAAGGCUUGUUUCCUGAUGUUGUUGGUAUAUGUGCUGGGCAGCUGGGCAGCCUGGAUCUGGGGCGCUGUCACGGGUAAUAACUGA